AUGAUCUCUGCACCUCUCCGAACCUCCGUUGGAUCAGCUUUACGAUCAGCUGCCGCUUCCUCCAAGCGAGCACCUGUCUCUCGAUCCAUGGCUACACUCGUCGACGAGAAGCGACUCCCUGCUAAAUUCGGUGGCAAAUACACCGUAACCCUCGUACCAGGUGAUGGUAUCGGUAAAGAAGUCGCUGAUUCGGUCAAAGAGAUCUUCGAAGCUUUGAAAGUACCUGUUCAAUGGGAACAAUACGAUGUAUCGGGUGAGACUACAGGUGGAGAUGAUUUGUUCCAACAAGCUAUGGAGAGUUUGAAGAGGAAUAAAGUUGGUUUGAAGGGUAUCCUCUACACCCCAAUCGACCAAACAGGCCACAACUCAUGGAACGUCGCCAUGAGACAACAACUCGACAUCUACGCUUCCGUCGUUGUCUGUAAAUCAUUACCUGGUUUCCCAACAAGACAUGAUAAUGUUGAUUUCGCCAUCAUCAGAGAGAACACCGAGGGUGAAUACAGUGGUUUGGAACAUCAAUCGUACCCUGGUGUCGUGGAGUCUUUGAAGGUUUCAACGAGGGCUAAGGCAGAGAGAAUAGCGAGAUUCGCCUUUGAUUUCGCUGUCAAGAACAACAGAAAGAAAGUAACCUGUGUCCACAAAGCCAACAUCAUGAAACUUGGUGAUGGUCUUUUCCUCAACACCUGUCGACGAGUUGCCGAACAAGAAUACGGUCAUACCGGUAUCAAGUUCGAGGCUAUGAUCGUUGAUAACACCGCUAUGCAACUUGUAUCUAAACCUCAACAAUUCGAUGUCAUGGUUAUGCCUAACUUAUAUGGUACCAUCUGCGCCAACAUCGGUUCAGCCUUGGUAGGUGGUCCAGGUAUCACUCCCGGAUGUAACUUUGGUCGGGAAUACGCCUUGUUCGAACCUGGUUGUCGACAUGUCGGUAAGGAUAUUAUGGGAACCAACAAAGCCAACCCUACUGCGUUGAUCUUAUCUUCUACGAUGAUGUUGAGACACUUGGGAUUGGAAUCUCAAGCGAACUUGAUCGCUGGAGCUACGUAUGAUUUGGUUAAGGAAGGUAAGAUCAGAACUGCUGAUUUGGGAGGUUCAGCAACCACUACCGAUUUCACCAAGGGAUUAAUCCAACGACUCCUUUAA
Molecule: messenger RNA, 1143 nt
Organism: Kwoniella botswanensis
Lineage: Eukaryota; Fungi; Basidiomycota; Tremellomycetes; Tremellales; Cryptococcaceae
Product: isocitrate dehydrogenase, NAD-dependent
Exons: 9
Coding region: 1-1143 (380 amino acids)
Biological process (GO): isocitrate metabolic process; tricarboxylic acid cycle
Cellular component (GO): mitochondrion
Molecular function (GO): isocitrate dehydrogenase (NAD+) activity
Source: RefSeq, a predicted model, not a curated record